AUGGAGCUUUUCCUCUUCCACUUCCCGCAAAUAGGGAGUACUCCUGAACAAGUAUUCCUCGGCAUAAAAGCUUUCAGCACUAUAGAACCCGCCAAUCUCGAGGCCCUUCUAUCCGCCAACUUUAAAGAUAUUGGUAUGGGACCACGCCGCAAUAUCACGUUCCCUAUGUUCGGGGAUGGCAUCUUCACACAGGAAGGCCCCGCAUGGAAGUACUCGAGGGAUAUGUUGGAAUAUGAAGGUACAGUCAUCUUCCUCCGGCAGACGCAGAUUGUUACUCUGUAG
Molecule: messenger RNA, 282 nt
Organism: Coniosporium apollinis CBS 100218
Lineage: Eukaryota; Fungi; Ascomycota; Dothideomycetes
Exons: 2
Coding region: 1-282 (93 amino acids)
Molecular function (GO): monooxygenase activity; oxidoreductase activity, acting on paired donors, with incorporation or reduction of molecular oxygen; heme binding
Source: RefSeq, a predicted model, not a curated record